UCAAAAUAAAUAGUAAUUGAUUUUGUAAAAAUAUUCUUGUAUCAUAAGAUAUUUUCAAUUAAGCCGGUCCUAGAUAAAGGAAUUACUUUGAUCAACAUGACACAUAAAUGCCGCAUUAAUUAAUAGAGAGCAUUUAUUGUAACAAUUACAAACUAACAUGAGUAACAGAGAAGUACAAGCGUAGCCGUAUACGAUAUACCUCCCCUUUUUAUAGCAAUGUCGACAAAAUUAUGGUCGAUACGUAUCUUUUACGUAAAAUAUAAAUAAUAUUUAUUAUUUGCUUUACUAAUAAAGUAAUUGUAUUUUAAUAUGGAUUUAUUAAAGACGCCUUCGAUACCAUCAUUGUUAGAUUCAGAUUUGGAGUCGGUUGAUAGUUACCCUUACGAUGAAUAUGAAGAGUUAGAUGAAGUUGAAUAUGCUUUACCAGUAAGUGAAGCCCCUACUUUAGAAGAAGUUUUAUCAUCUGAUGUGAGUGAACAAGUUAAUAUUGCUGAAGAAGUAACAGAAAAAGACCCAAAGGAACCAGCAACCUGCUCAGCUUUACAAGUUGAUUUCUUACAAGCUGUUUCUCAACAAUUAUCUCAAGCAGAGGAGCGUUCAUCAGCAGGCCCAGCCACAGCCUUAAGUGUUGGAACUAACGGGAGAUUAACAGUUGGAACCGCUCAUGGCCAUUUACUCUCCUUUCAUGAUCAGACAUUACGCUGGGUUUGUGAUAAUAAUGGAGAUUGUGGUGCUGUUACUUGUUUAUCAUAUAGCAAUGAUAACACUAGACUCUUAGCAGGUUUCGCCCGAGGGCAUGUAUAUCAGUACGAAAGCGUGCGUGGUGUCGUAUUACGUAAAGUUACUCUUGGUGGAGAAACAUGGGGUACAUUAAGAGUGACUUGGGCAGGAAAUGCUGGAUUAGCUCUCGAUACUGGGGGAUCAGUGUGGCUCAUGAAAUUUUCACGGCCCUUAGGAGUUAGAUCUGCUAAAGUAUCAUGUCUCUUUUCUGGAGCUAGAGGGGAAGUUGUGACAAUGACAGCUAGAGAUGCUCGUAUUUUAGCACUAGCAACACUUUCUCGUGUCAUAAUUGUGGCAGGUGGUCGAGCCGCUGGCGUACGAUUAGAUGGACCAGCAGAUAUAUUACCUGUCCUAGAAUGGUUUGACACUAAUAACAGAUUACUAGUAUGUGCUAGAGGGCUGGUUCUCCAAUGGCUUGCAGUUACCAUAUCUGCGAGCAACUUAGGACUUAAACCUAUUAAACAAAUUGAAUUAAAAACAACUCCACUGUGGCUCGGAUGGCUUGGAGGUAGCUUGACAAUAUUCGAUUCUGAAGAAAAUCUCCGCUUGUGGGGUGAUGAUUAUGAUAAACCAUUAGAUUUGUCUCACAUAGAACCUGUUUAUGCCUCUGCGUUUUUUAAGGGUCAUUGGACGGAUGGUCGAGUAUCGCGCGCUAUGUGUAAAGCAGGAGAGAGUGCCCUUGCUGGAGCUUGUAUAUCUGAGGGCACAUUGUCUAUUCUUGGUCGCCGCGGGAUUGUGCGUAUUGGGCCCCGAGAUAUACUCACUAGAGCUCAGGCGUUUAUGUCUUCUGGUCAUCAUUUACAAGCUUUGCGAUUACUUUGUUCUACCCAAGGCUCCAAAGCAAAGGCGCUUGCUAGUGAUUUUGUUAUUAACCUGUCAGAAAGACCCCACAUUGUCAGUAAUAAGAAUGUUGCUGUACAAGUUGUGAAACUCUGUCUUAAGUUUAACUUGCACGAAGAGCUUUGGACUUGUUUAUGGGAGAAUUGCUCAAAUGAAAAAGCUUUCGUAGAAGCGCUAGGUGACGCCGCGGUUCGGGGUGAAAUGUCGGAACACCCGCCCACACCUGAUUUUACACAGGCCUUAAUUGAGAAACUAGCAGACCUUGAACCAGAGCUAGUGGAGCGAGUGGUCGCAUCUUUACCACUCACUGCUAUUGAUCCACACCGGGCUAGUGUUUUCACGAGAGAAAGGAAGCUUUGGCGCGGGGUCGGAGCUAUUGCAGCUGCAUUGGACGGAUGCAGCGGUGCGAUGCGCUCGCUAGUGCAGUACGUGGAGGCGGGGUGCGGGCAGCGCGGGCGGUGCGCGUGCGCGGGCGCCGCGCUGGUGCUGGCCGCCGCCGACGCGCUGGCCGCGCGCUCGCCCGCCGCGCGCCCGCUGCCCGCGCACGCCAGGCCCUCCGCCAGGCACGACGCGCUCACCACCUUGCUGCAUGAGGAGGAAGGCCGUCCGUCGCCACUCCGCGUGAUGGUGAACCAUGACACGGGCUCAGCCGUGCGGCUUCUGGAGCAGAGCUCGCGCGAGCCGCCCUUCGCCGGCCCGCUCGGCAAACAGAACAGACUGAGGGUGGCUCGCGCUCUCCUAUCUUUCAUCGAUGAUAUGCCGGAAUACGAAAGAAGAUUGGAAAUUUUAGAAUUCGUGACUGGGCAACUGCAUAAUGGAUCGCUCCCAUUGGACCAAGAGUUGAUUCAGAAAGUGCAAGACCUUGUUACAAGAACAGAAGGUGAAAAGACCGAUCGUGCUUGGCUCUCGGUUCUGAUGCGUGUACGCGCGCAGAGGGAUCAGCUUUUACCUGGUUAUCGAAACGCUAUUCCGCGAUCAAGAAUACUCUGGCGAAUAGAUGCCCUGUUGGGCAAUCACGAGCAAGCUUUGAAAGAAUUUUUCCAACUUAAAAAUCCAUCUGAAGUGGACAUUGAUGAACUAUUCGAGUAUGUUCAAUCGAAUUCGGAAGUAGUUCCGGAUUUCAGAAAUAUAAUGCGCGAGCAUCUACCUGCACUUAUUAAACUGCGGCCAAUAGCUGCAGCAGAGUUACUGAACGACGACCAGCCAAUAGACGUUGUCGCCACUACAAUGCAAACUCUACCAAGUGAACGAGCCUUGGAGUUUGGUAAGUGCCUUCUCGAAAUGGGACGUCUUAAAGGUCAUGCAACAACUAUAUACUUACGAUGUCUUUGUACUUCGCAACCUGACUAUGUAAAAGAUUUCCUAACAAACCACGCCGGACUUGUGAAGCCGGAAGACGCUUUAUCUAUUGUAAAAGAAUUAGGGCCAAAGGAUGCCGAACCGAUAUGUUUAGAGGCGACCGGCGAUCACAUGGCGGCCCUCGAAGCAUUUUUGGAAUUGAUUGCGGCCGCCGAUUCGGAGAAGGAGAAUAAUUUAGUAUUGCAAGCGUGCGAGUUAUGCGUGAGAAUCGGGCCCACGGUGCCAGCGCAGACCGCAGCAGAUAUGUGGACGCGUCUCCUCAGAAACAUCAGCUCGGUUCCGCCGGCUUCGCUCUUCGAAGCGAUAGCGUACUUGCCGCUGGAGGAAUUGCUAGUCAAAACGUGUAAUUCGGCGCAGGUGGGCCGGAUCCUGGCGGACGGGGCUAGCGGGGCGGCCAUGUGGCGCUGCGCGAACAGAAUAGCGGGGCGGGAGGCGCACGAGGCCCUAGCGCGCGCGCUGAGCGCGGCCAGGCGCGGCGUGGCCGUGCGCGGCCGCUGCGUCCGCUGCGACGCGCCGCUGCACGAGCGGGUGGGCGCGCGCACCGCCCACUGCGCCCGCGCUUACCACGCCGACUGCGAACCGUUCCCCCUGUGCGACUGCGGGCGACGACUCCCGAGCGCUGUCGUCAACCUUCCGCCCCUUCACACCAGACAGAUUACCAUUCCUCAAGAGUAUAAACUUUUACUUGUUGCGCCUCCCCGGCCAGAUUUAGAAGGCGUCGUGUGAAGCGAACUAUACUAUUUUUGAUUGUUUAAUAUUUAUGUACAUACAUUAUCUUCAUAAAUGUAUAAGCUAAAUAAAUUAUUUAUAGAUAUAUAU
This is a messenger RNA of Zerene cesonia (dogface butterfly), 3798 nucleotides long. It is a transcript of the gene Vps8, whose product is annotated as vacuolar protein sorting-associated protein 8 homolog. The transcript has 9 exons. Lineage: Eukaryota; Metazoa; Arthropoda; Insecta; Lepidoptera; Pieridae. Gene Ontology annotation, cellular component: late endosome; HOPS complex. Bases 310 to 3705 code for a protein of 1131 amino acids. Gene Ontology annotation, biological process: endosomal vesicle fusion; protein targeting to vacuole. The record is from RefSeq and is a predicted model, not a curated record.